AUGUCUAUUAUUGUUAAUUCAGAAGAUCCGAAUAAUAUAUCACAAUUAUUUGAUAUUGAAAAAGAUUGGCUUAUUGGUCGAACAAUUUUAUCAAAUAAUAAUUUUAAUCCAUUUAAUUAUAUUUUUGAUUACAGUGAAAAUAAUAAAGAUCUUGAUGAUCAUUCUCGAUUACAACAAGUUGAACAUAUACAUACAUUAAGUCAACAAGUAAUACAACGACCAAAUCGAACAUGUUUGUCAGAUAUUUACAACACAAAUAAUGUUCCGAUACGAAUUGGAAAUAGAACAUUAUAUAGUAUCAUACCAUCGCAAAAUACUCUAUUUGAAUUAGCUCAAAAUAAACCUGAUAAUAGUCGUUGGACUUUGACAUUUCAAGAAGAUGAAAUAUUUAGUGAUGUUGAUGGUGAUGAUGGUUUUCAAUCGGCUUCAUCAUCACUCUCCGAAGAUAAAUCAAAAUUAGCUUUAGUUCCUAUUGAUGAAACUGAUCAUUGGUUUCGUGCUUUAACACAAGCAGAAAAUAAAUAUUUUACAUGGGAACAACGUGGCAGUUACAUAUACGAUCGAAUGCCUCCAUAUUUAUUUGAUCUUCGUAAAGAUGAUCGACCAUUUCAACAUAUGUGUUUACUUCUUUUGUUUAAUAAACCAUCUUUAUCUUAUUCUAUUGCUGAUAUCAAUUAUCGUCCAAUAGCUGUUGAUGAAUUUCUACGUGAUCUUUGUUAUAUGCUUAUGGGAAUAUCAUCUCAAACAUUUGAAUGGAAUGAGAUUCAUCAAACAUUUGAACUUGAACCAGAUGUUUAUGUUCUUGGUUAUACACAAAUAACAAUUGAACAAUUUUCAUUAAAAUAUAUUCAAGCAGGAAAUAAUUUUUAUUUAAUUAAACAAUAUAUUAAUCAUGCAUCGAAAAAUUCUGAAACAGAAAAUGAAUUUUGUCAAGCUCUUCGAUGUUAUUUACGUUAUAUACAAAAAUCUAUUGCUAUAUAUGAUAUUUCAAAAUAUUCUUUAGUUAAAUUUGCUGCUCAAGUUGAUCCAAUACUGUGUAGUCUUGAUCUUCCAUUAUCUUUAAUAUCGACAAUAAAAGAACUUGAACAAACAAUUCAUACAUCAUCACCAAAUACAUCAAUAGCUUUUGUUAAACUUUCUUCUAUUCUUCAUACACUUCUUAAUCAUAAUUAUCAUAAUAUUGAUCAUAAUUAUUUUCUUUUACUUAUUCAUUUUGUUAUAUAUACUAUACGACCUAUAUUAGUAUUUCUUACUGAUCUUAUGAUACAUUCAAAUUAUCUUGAUCGUUAUAAUGAAUAUCCAAUAUUAUUUAAUUAUAAUCGUUUAAUUGGUUUAAAAACAAAUGAUUUUUGGACAAAAACAUUUACAAUACGUUAUUUACAUGCUAAUAAUCGUGAUACAAUAUUUCAUCAAAUUUUACCUAUUGAAUAUUUACAACAAAUUGUUAAUAUAACACGUUCAUUAAUGUUAAUUAAAUUAUGUGAUAAAAAUCAUCCAUUAUGUUCACUAACAACAAAUAUAAUACCACAAUUAAAUUUUAUUUAUAUUAAUUCAUUAGAUAAUAUUGAUCGAAAACAAAUAUAUAAAUAUCAAGAAGAAAUGAAUGAAAAAAUUUUCGAAUAUGAACAAGCACAAAAACAAAAACGUCUUGAAAUUGAACAAGCAAAAAUUCAAGAACGAAUGGAUAUGUAUGCUCGUCAAGAUCAACAAAGAGCUGAAAGAAAAAAACUUGCUGAUGAUGAAAAACAACGAUUACUAAAAGAAAAAAAGAUUUUACGUGAUCAUUGGCAAGAACAAAUUGAUAAAAAACAACAACAAUUAAAAGAAGAAAAACUUGCACAAACAAUUGCAGAUACUGAAUUCAAUAAAGUUACUUCAACAACAACAAUAAUUGGUACUCGUCUUGCUACACCUUAUGCGAAUCUUGUAGAAAAUGUUCGUGAUGAAAUUAUUUCUGAAUAUGAUGCUAAAAUGCGUGAUGCUAAUGAACGAGAAGAACAAUUUCGUAAUAGAAUUCAAUCAAACAUUACUACAGAUACUCCAACAGAAAUUCAAUCAUCAUUAUCUAGUACUUCUUCACCAAGUUUUCAUACACCAGCAAUUGAUCAAUCACCAAGUAUAGUUUCUAGUGUUGAUAAUCAGUCAAUCAUAGUUUCUCCUUCUCCAACAAUUAUUGAAAAACCUAAUAACAUAGAAACAUUGAAUCUAAUAUCAAAAGAAGAAGUACAAUUAGUAAGCAAGUCAAUUGAAAAACCUAUAAUUCGACAUACAGCAACUGAAGAAACAACUCAAGAUGAAUAUCGUCGAGUUGUUAAAUUUGUACCUAGUAAUGUAUUGAAAUCAACAAUUCAAAAUUAUAUGAUUGAUCAUAAUCCACUUGAUGAAAAUCAAGAAGAAGAAGAACUACCAGAAAAAAUCUACGAUUGGGAUGCUAUCAUUGCUAAUGGACCUCAAUUCAAAUAUGAUGAUUCAUUUGACUUUAAGGUUAACGAAAAGGACUCUCAAACGUUAAAAGAAAAUUUCGCUGAGUCUUGGUUUAAUUUUGAUAUGUCACCAUUACGUGUUUGGUUAGAACAUUCAAUAUCACCAUUAAUUCAUGUUCAAUCUCAAUUAGUAAAUUGUGCAUUACUUAAUUAUUUUUUUGAUGAAUUAAAAUUAUUAUAUCAUUUAAAUAAUCUUCGUUCAUAUUAUUUUCUUGCAACAGGUCGAUUUGGUCUUGCAUUUUGUUCUGAAUUAUCUCAAUUAUUAUUAACAAAUGAUGAUGCUCGAAUAAUAUAUCGAGUUAAUUCUAUGCGUCAAAUUUUAUAUACAUCAUUAGAUCAAGCAGGAGAAUUAGAUAAUUUAAUUGAUAUUCUUCAAUUAACAGCAAAAAUAAAUAUACCAAAUUCCAUAAGUCUUUUAGAUUCAACAUUACUUGAUUAUUUUGAUUUAAAUUAUACUAUUCAAUGGCCAUUAAAUAUUGUUAUAUCACAAGAUAUGUUAGAAAAAUAUAAGAUCAUAUUUCGUUUUCUUCUUCGAAUACUUAUUGUAAAACAAGUACUUAAUGAAAUAUGGAUUAUACUUAAAUCUUGUAAACAACAAAAUUCAACUUUAUCAAAAUUACAUCAAUACAGACAUCAAAUGCAACAUUUUAUGACUGUUCUGAUUAGUUAUAUAACAAAUCAAGUUAUACAAAUAGCUUGGACUGAAUUUAUGCAUAAAAUACAAAAAGCUAAGCAUAUUAAUGAAAUAGCUGCUGCUCAUAAUGAAUAUUUAGAUCGAACUAUGUUGAAUUGUCUGCUCACUCCAAAUGCAGCUCCAAUUCUCAAUGAAGUGAAUCGUGUUUUAACAUUAAUAAUACGUUUUCGUUGUCAACUAAAAACAUUUUCUUGGAUUCUUAAUGCAAAUUAUACAGAUCCAUCUGAUACAAGUGUACAAGCAUUACGUACAACAUUUGAAAAAUAUCAUAUUGCUGUACUUUCACUUUUUAAAGUUUUAUCGAAACUUGUUGAAAAAGGAUAUAAAACAUCAUUAUCUGAUUUACUUAUACGACUUAAUCAUAAUGGUUAUUAUGAUCAAAUAACUACAUUUUCCACUCGAUAA
Rotaria sordida is the source of this 3582-nucleotide messenger RNA. The record is from the annotation of a GenBank genome assembly. Lineage: Eukaryota; Metazoa; Rotifera; Eurotatoria; Philodinida; Philodinidae.